AUGCCGAGAUCUAUACUGCGUAGCGGUUCACUUGCCGUUUAUGUCAUCCUUGCCAUAUAUCUUACAAACACACCAGCCCAAUGGUCUAGUGCGAGUUUAAUCAAACGCUCAUUCGGUGCGGGUGCCGGUGAUCACAUCCCGGGAAUGACUUAUGUUGCCUCUGACCAUUGCGGAGCAAUUGCACCGGCUGAAAAUGGCGAUGCUCAUGGACAGCUUGCAACAGCAGCAUAUAAUAUUGACGGAAGGGAAGAUUCUCUAAAUCGCAAAACGUGA
This is a messenger RNA of Puccinia triticina, 273 nucleotides long. RefSeq lists its product as uncharacterized. The coding region runs from base 1 to 273 and encodes 90 amino acids. The transcript has 4 exons. The record is from RefSeq and is a predicted model, not a curated record. Lineage: Eukaryota; Fungi; Basidiomycota; Pucciniomycetes; Pucciniales; Pucciniaceae.